AAUUUUAAUGUUCAUGAAUAAAGAUAGUGUUAUCAGUUCAGCGUAUUUAUAAGCGUUGGUGCUCUCGACGGUCGGCCAUAUUUGUAGUUCACUUCUGUCAGCUGACGACCGGUUCUACUCUAAAGUAUCUACAAGAAAUUCCAAGUAACAGGCAAAUAAUGGAUGUCAUCGUAAUUGGAUGUGGAGCGUCAGGUAUAGCUGCCCUGAGGAAGUUGCAUGAUGCAGGACUGAAGGUUCUGGGCCUGGAGGCUGAAGACAGAAUCGGGGGGAGGAUUAAGACUGUUCCAUAUGGAGACUGCUACUUGGAUCUUGGUGCUGCAUGGUGUCAUGGUGAAAAAGACAAUGCCGUAUUUGAAUUAGCGAAUCCUUUAGGUCUCUUAGAGCAUCCUCAACCGGACCAUAAAUGGUACGUCCUGUCCAAUGGGGAACUGCUUCGUUCUGAUGUGAGUGAAGGCAUACUUACUGCUUUGGAUGAAGAGGUGGCUAAAGCUGAUAAAAACACGAAGCAAUCCAUCUCUGAAUGUGUUAGAAAGGCAGCAAAAUCCAAUCCUACAUUGAAAAAGGACCCAAAACUAUCCCAGGCUUUUGUAGAAUGGUUUGAGAAGACCAACCACGUUGGGGGUCAAACUGAUCCACUGAAAGGAAAGUCCUUGAAGAAUUUGGAAGAACAUUGGAUCUGUGAAGGAGAAUUCAUCCUGAACUGGAAAGGAAGGGUCUAUGGGACUAUAUUGGAUGUUUUACUGAACAAAUGCCCUGACCCAUCCAAAGAGUUGCCAAUUCAAAUCCACUUCAAUAAGGAAGUGGAAACGAUAAAAUGGUGCUCGAGCCAAGCGGGGAACCCCCUCGUUCAUGUUAAGUGCAAGGAUGGGAGUUUGUACUCUGCUAAGAGCGUUAUUGUUACCGUGUCUUUGGGACUUCUUAAGGAGAGACACAACAAACUCUUUAACCCGCAAUUGCCAGCUGAAAAAAUUAAUGCCAUAAACAACCUUGAGGUCUGUGUUCUAGACAAGAUUUACAUUGAAUUCACCAAGCCUUGGUGGCCAGAGACCCCCGCUAGUUUCUCUAUUCUCUGGCAAGAACAAGACAAAGCUAAAUUUACUAAAGACGAGCAAUGGAUUACUGGGAUAGCUAGCUUGAGUACCGUGGAAUAUCACCCUAAUCUUCUUUUGGCUUGCCUUCAUGGAAAUGCCGCUGAAAAAAUGGAACAAUUAACCGUGGAAGAAGUAAAGUUGGGUGUUGAGAAGCUAUUGAAUGUGGUGUUUAAGAAGAGUUUCGAUGUAUCUCCGGUUAAAUUUAUUACCAGAACGGAGUGGGCUUCAAAUCCGAUCGCAAGAGGCUCGUAUUCGUACCGCAGUGUUGUUACCGAGGAAAAAGGCGGCAGCGCGAUAAUUCUAAGUGAACCCUUGUAUUAUGAGGGAAAUUUCCCUAUUGUUUGCUUUGCUGGGGAAGCAACUUCCCACCAUAGAUACACAGCAGUCCACGGCGCUGUAGAGUCUGGAUUUAGGGAAGCCGACAGAUUGAUUGCCAGCUUAAAAAAAUGAUUUUUGUUAUUCCAAUAGGCAAGUGGCAACACUAUCAAUUGUUGAAAUAAAACACUGAGAAAUAUA
Molecule: messenger RNA, 1607 nt
Organism: Colias croceus (clouded yellow)
Lineage: Eukaryota; Metazoa; Arthropoda; Insecta; Lepidoptera; Pieridae
Product: peroxisomal N(1)-acetyl-spermine/spermidine oxidase-like
Exons: 7
Coding region: 159-1541 (460 amino acids)
Molecular function (GO): polyamine oxidase activity
Source: RefSeq, a predicted model, not a curated record